AUGAGGAUUGUUGGUUUAAAAGAGUUUUUUUAAGCUACUCAAUUAAGUAGCUUAGAAAAUGACACCAAGAACAUUACUAGCAGUUGUUUAUGACUGUAGUUUGAUUUGCACAAUCCAUCCAAUUACUUUUCAUUUCAGAAUCAGAAGCCAUUUAUUGCCACAUAUAGAAAUUUGACUUGCUGAAUUAGUGCAAUUCUAAGAAUUAAAUAGAAUAAAAAAUAAGAUAGAAAUAUACAAGCAACAAUAUAAACAGACAAGAUAAGUAUGUUAAAAUAUGUAUAAGUACCUUAAAACGUGUAUGUAUGUCCAUAUGUUUCCAUGGUCAGAGUGCAAAAUGUUUCCGGGAUGGAGUAUUUGGGUCAAUGGGAGACUCGGACUUGGUUAAUGAGAUCAACUUGCUUACUAUAAGAAACUUUCUCUGUAGCUGUCAUUGAGUUGGCAUGUUUUACUGAAAGAGCAACAUGUUUCAGUCAUUGAUUGGCUAAUCAAACGUUGUCCCCUUCUAGAUUAGUUGUAAUAACUUCACAUUGUCAUUUAGCAUUUUCAUCAUGCCAGUUCCUCAUAAUGUUUAAUUAGUAAAGCUAAUGAUAUUUUCACCAGACUUAGCUGUAUCCUGUUCUUAUUGCAGGUAGCAAAUGUUAGCAUGCUUUGUGCUAAGCUAAAUGGGGAUUUUAGCAUUAAGCUCUCUACAUUCCAUUGAUGUAAGACGAUUUAAAUGAUGAGAUGGUAAAUGCAUUUCAGUAUUUCAUACUUAAUAAACCGCUUUCUAAUGAAUUUGGAAUUCACGAAAAGCAAAUGCCUAUAGCGUCACAAAAACAAACAUGCCUCCCAUGCCUUUCCAGUAACAUGCAUACUUGCCAUAAAAAGCCAUUACAGUCCCGGCCCCCCCUCGGUCCCCCCUCCAUGGGAUCCCAGCCAGCAGCUCCACCAGAAUGUCAUUUGAAGCCGGGUAAUCAGCCGGCGUGUGUGCAGGCAGCAGCUGCUCAACAGGAAUACUUCAGGCUUCAUUCAAAGGACUCAUGAAAUCCUGAAUAAAACUACCCAGGAAUGGUGGAAACUGCUUAGUUUCUAUCAUACAGAGCAAUAUUGCAGCCAUGUGGACUUUUGACCUCACUUUGAAGGAAGAGAUAAAUAUUAAGCUCCCCGGGGGACAUCCAGGAAUGGAAACCAAACUUCAGCAUGUGACUCUCAGGGAAUAGAUCAGGCGUUCUUGAAUGAAACUGGAAAGGAAACGCAGGGGAAGGAGUUCAUUUAACUUACUGGUUAAUUACACGGUGCAUGCUGUGCUUUGGCCAGUCGGUCUUUUUUCGCUUCAACCAUCCAGAGGAGGCCCUGCGAAUGAAAAGCAUGCUGCCCGGAGGGAGCCAAGGACCGAGCACCACAAGAACUCACCCUACAGACUCUCUAAGUGUCCUGAAUGGGAACCAUCGGUCUUUUUCUAGCAACGGCGACUCCAAAAUCAGCAACAUAACAACGCACCUCCAAGACUCUUUAGUGCUGAAGGCUGGAUCUGGAAAACGGCUUAUUCCACAGCCCUCUCCUCCAAACAUGCCCAAUGGGAGAAGCGGCUUCACGACCGAGGAUUCCAUUUAUGAAAACAGCAGCAGCUUUCUAGGCCAUAACCACGGGAACAAAACCCCACCAGUACCAGUGCGAUCCGCUCAUACCGGACAUACUCCUGUCCCCCAUCCACGGACCUCUCUCUCCGUGGCCUCAAGCGGUACAAGUGUUGCUCAGUGGGUCAAAGAAAGCCCGAAGCUCCUUAGAAGUGCAAAAGCAGAGGCCAAGUCAAGCCCAUCACCGCCUAACAGGGCGUCAGGACAGGGCCCUGUCAAAUGUUCCCCAACAACUCCAUCCAGCCCUCGAGUCAGAGGUACUACCCUACAGAAGAGACCCCCAAGUCCUCUGCGAGAAAUCCCUGAUGUUGAAGUCCCUCAAAGGCUCAGGACUCCAGAGCCGAUCGGGUCCACCAGCCUGAGAGAGCUUCCACCUGUCAGCCCUUACAUGUCCCGCAGAGCGACUCCAGGAUCGCAGGGACACCUCAAAAUCACAACUACUUCAAAAGAAGAAGCCUUGAGGGCAAUGUAUGCCCAGGGUGUAUCACCACCUUCUGGGCUGGAGAAGGAGUCCACAGGCAAGCAGUUACGGUGUGGCCCAGGAGGCGCCAUCAUGUCAGGCCCGGGUUCUCUGUCUGGUUUAUCUCCUCUUGCUAGCCCACGUAGCAAUAGGAAGAACUCCUUCAUGAACAUUAAGGGAUCCACCAGCAAAGAACAGAGUCUUGUGAAACCCUACACCCGCGAACGCAAAAAUAGCAUCUCUGAGAUCAGUGACAAUGAGGACGAGUUGCUGGAAUACCACCGCUGGCAGAGAGAGGAGAGGCUGCGAGAGCAGGAAAUGGAGAAACUGGAGCGACAGAGGCUGGAGACCAUCCUCAAUCUGUGUUCAGGCUAUAAUCAGCAGGACAGUGCUGAGGGGGUGAGGAGUGGGCUGUUGGUGGGCGCUAGAGGUGCCCGCUCGGACCCAGCGGGGGGGAUGUCCCUUCAGGGAGUAGACCGACCCCACAGGCUGAGAGAGAACGAUGAAGAAACCCAGAGAGAGGAGUCGAGCAGCACAGAGAGCACACACCAGGAGUGUGAAGAGCUUUCAGCCGGUGCGGAGCAGGUCUGCUUGGAGGAGGAGAGGAGCAGGAUCUUGGCCAGGGUCGAUGACUUGAAACACAGAGUCAGUGAACUGGAGCUGCAGCUACAAGAGACCAAACAGGAGGUGGAGAUGGAGCAGGCCCUGCUGCAGGCAGAGAGGCGGGCAGAGGAGCAGCAGGUGGAGGCUGAAAAAGAAAUUAUCUCUCAGCUGCAGCUCAAACUCAGCCAGCUGGACAAGGCCACCCAGAGGGAGAAGGACAAGGGGAGGGCUAAUGUGUCGGCUGAGCGGAAGGCCCUGGGAAAGCAGAGGAAUGAGUACAAUGAGCUGAAGAAGCUGUUUGAUAAGUGCCCCUUGUCUCUCAGGGAAAAGUUACAGGAGCAGCUCAGCAGGACCUCUGAAGCUCUGGAGUCUGGGACCAAGCAGUUUGAGGAGCUUGAGUUCUGCCAGCUGGAGGAGGAGAGCAGCUUGGAGGAAAAGAAGGAGACUCAAAGCUCGCAGCUUCUCCAAGAGCGAGCGGAGUAUCACUGCAGCGUGGCCAAGAGGAAGGAGAAGAUGGCUGCUAUGGAAGCACAGGUGAAGCAGUUGGGGCUGCAGGCGGCUCAGGACUGUGAGAGGAUGGCUAAGGACCGGAUGAUGACGUUGCAGCAGCUACACAAGGAGCAAGAGAGGUUGUGUGCCCUGGAGAAGAGGAACCACACCUUAACAGGUGGGAGAAGAUUCCAGAAGCCCCACAGCAGCAUGAAAGAGGAAUUUCUCCACAUCAGCGAACCUGACCUUGUUUAUGUGGAUGGUCCUCCUCAUAGCCCCUGUCCCUCCUCUGCCUCCUUCUCCUCCGUUCACAUGCCCUCCCCUGACCCUUAUCCUGUUAGGCUACAAGAGGAGUACCUCAGGCUCUCUGAUGUCUAUAGGAUGUAUGGAAAUGCUUCCAUGCAGCCUGACUCAUCCUCUCCUGCUGCUCUCCACUGCUUCUCCUUCGCUGUAGGGCCGGCUCUGCCAUGUGAGGAGUACAUCACAGUCAGUCAGUUAAGCCAGAUCUUCGGGAUGCAGAGAGUUGACCCCUCCUCUUCUUCCUCUAUUCCAUCAUUCCAAAUUGCCUCUUCUGAAUCCACCUUCUCGUGCCACUCAGCUGCAUGUGGUCCUUCCUCUUUUCUCUCUGCCCAGAGCCAGCCUGAGCUGAGCAGGAAUGCUAUGUCUCCUAUUAACCUCGAGCGCUGGUACCAGGACAUCAUGGCUGCUGGAGAGCCUCAGUCAUGUCCACCACCACUGCCCGCCAAGUCUCUUUCCACACGCAGGCACAGUCAGCUAUUGAGGUCCAAAUCGGAUGCUGAGGUUGCACAGGCAGCAUCAUGCACACUGCCGAGCUCCAGUGGUCAUGAAAAACAUGCAUCCACCAAGGGGUUACAGUUAAUGCUGAGAGAGAUGUCCCACACCUUAGACAUGGACUCUAGGAAAAGGUUGGCUGUGCAGAGCAAAGAUCCGUCUCCCACGGUCCAUCACUCCAUCUUGCAUCAUCAGGCGCCGCCGAGUGGCAACCAAGCGUACGACACCCUGAGCCUGGAGAGCUCCGACAGCAUGGAGACCAGCGUCUCCACCGGCAACUCCGCCUGUACCCCGGAAAGCGCCUCCGGGUUUGAGGCCCAGAGAAUAGAGGAGAUGGAGAAGAUGUUGAAGGAGGCGCAGCAGGAGAAAGCCAGACUGAUGGAGAACCGGGAGAGGGAGGUGCAGGCUCGGCGCCAGAUGUUGGAGGAGGAGCGCAGGAGGCGAGAGGAGGCCGAGAGGAGGCUUCAAGACGAGACGGCCCACAGGCUGAGGCUGGUGGAGGAGGAGGUGAAGAUGAGAGAGAAACACUUCUCCCAGGCCCGUCCGAUGACGCGCUACCUGCCGAACCUCAAGGAGGAGUUUGACCUGCGGGCCCACGUGGAGUCGUCCGGCCACAGCGUAGACACCUGCCCCUUCGUCAUCCUCACAGAGAAGAUGUGCAAGGGCCACCUGGUGAAGAUGGGCGGCAAAAUCAAAUCGUGGAAGAAGCGCUGGUUCAUUUUCGACCGCAUCAAGAGGAACUUCUGUUACUACGCGGACAAGCAGGAGACCAAACUGAAAGGACUCAUUUACUUCCAGGCAAUUGAAGAGGUUUAUUACGAUCACCUACGCAGUGCAACCAAGAGCCCAAAUCCAUCUUUAACCUUCUGUGUGAAAACCCACGACCGCCUCUACUACGUGGUGGCCCCUUCCGCGGAGGCCAUGAGGAUCUGGAUGGAUGUCAUAGUAACGGGCGCCGAGGGCUACACGCAGUUCAUGAGCUGAGGGAGCCACAGGGCCACAGACCCCGAGGAUGACAGGGACACCUGCCAGCCAACCUGUGCUGCUACCUGCCGGGGACAGAGCUGAAACGCAACACACACACACACACACACACACACACACGCCUGCUGGUGUGCACACGGCUGGACGUUUGAAGGGGUUGACAAUGCGUGCCGGCAAGAACAGGAGGGCCUCGUAAUGAGAGAGGUCCAUUUUACAGAAUUUAAAAGUGAGAAGGAAAAGAGUUCACUCAACAUGUUCAUGGAUCUACUAGGGGAUCUCGCAAAGUUACCAAAACAUGUUGUUAAUAUUAUUUUCGAGGUUUCAGGAAGAACACUCGUUAAUCCGUAUAAAAGCCAAUCUAUGCAUGCAGUGUUUUCACUCUAAUCGCUGCCCCCCCCCUUUUCUUUACAGUUAUACUUUUCUCAGAUGAAAAAAAUCUCUUCAAUUUCAAAACAGUUAACAGAUUGUAGUAUCAAAUAUUCUAAAAACAUUGUAAAUGUUAAUUGUUCACUCAAACAUUACUUGGAGCCGAAUACUUGGUGUAAUGUUUUGUUGGAUUUUUACAACACAUGUUGAUAUCACUCUAUAUAUUAUGUUAUAUAUUGUUUUAUUCAGGAAUAUAACAUCACAUUAAUGUGUCUGGAUUUCAUAAAAUUAUGUCAAAGAAAACACGUAUUUUAACAAAUUUCAUAAAUUAUAGUCCUGUAACAUUGUAAAACUACCAUGUACAUGAAAUAAAUAAAAAUAUAUGAUUAUCUCAG
Pungitius pungitius (ninespine stickleback) is the source of this 5705-nucleotide messenger RNA. It is a transcript of the gene phldb1a, whose product is annotated as pleckstrin homology-like domain, family B, member 1a. The transcript has 22 exons. Lineage: Eukaryota; Metazoa; Chordata; Actinopteri; Perciformes; Gasterosteidae. Gene Ontology annotation, biological process: regulation of microtubule cytoskeleton organization. Gene Ontology annotation, molecular function: protein binding. Bases 1279 to 4944 code for a protein of 1221 amino acids. Gene Ontology annotation, cellular component: basal cortex. The record is from RefSeq and is a predicted model, not a curated record.